Molecule: messenger RNA, 3525 nt
Organism: Pipistrellus nathusii (Nathusius's pipistrelle)
Lineage: Eukaryota; Metazoa; Chordata; Mammalia; Chiroptera; Vespertilionidae
Source: the annotation of a GenBank genome assembly
AUGGCCGGGCCGCAGCCACCACCCUGGGUCCACGCAGCCGUCCUCCUCUGCCUCCUCGGCCUUGGCGGGGCCAUUGAGAUUCCUAUGGAUCUGUCCCAGCCCCCGACCAUCACCAAGCAGUCCGUGAAGGACCACAUCGUGGAUCCCCGCGAUAACAUCCUGAUCGAGUGCGAGGCCAAGGGGAACCCGGCCCCCAGCUUCCACUGGACUCGGAACAGCAGGUUCUUCAAUGUCGCCAAGGACCCGCGGGUGUCGAUGAGGAGGCGGUCUGGGACCCUGGUGAUCGACUUCCGCAGCGGAGGGCGGCCGGAGGAGUACGAGGGCGAGUACCAGUGCUUCGCCCGCAACAAAUUCGGCACAGCCCUGUCCAACAGGAUCCGCCUGCAGGUGUCCAAGUCUCCCCUGUGGCCCAAGGAAAAUCUGGACCCCGUGGUGGUUCAGGAAGGCGCCCCGUUGACACUCCAGUGCAACCCGCCGCCCGGACUCCCAUCCCCAGUCAUCUUCUGGAUGAGCAGCUCCAUGGAGCCCAUCACCCAAGACAAGCGGGUCUCCCAGGGCCAUAACGGGGACCUGUAUUUCUCUAACGUGAUGGUGCAGGACAUGCAGACGGACUACAGCUGCAACGCCCGCUUCCACUUCACACACACCAUCCAGCAGAAGAACCCGUUCACCCUCAAGGUCCUCACCAACCACCCCUAUAAUGACUCGUCCUUAAGAAACCACCCUGACAUGUACAGUGCCCGGGGAGUCGCAGAGAGGACGCCCAGCUUCAUGUACCCGCAGGGCACCGCGAGCAGUCAGAUGGUGCUGCGCGGCAUGGACCUGCUGCUGGAGUGCAUCGCCUCCGGGGUCCCAACACCAGACAUCGCUUGGUACAAGAAAGGUGGGGACCUCCCGUCCGACAAGGCCAAGUUUGAGAACUUCAACAAGGCGCUGCGCAUCACCAGCGUGUCCGAGGAAGACUCGGGGGAGUACUUCUGCCUGGCCUCCAACAAGAUGGGCAGCAUCCGGCACACGAUCUCGGUGAGAGUAAAGGCUGCUCCCUACUGGCUGGACGAGCCCAAGAACCUUAUCCUGGCUCCCGGCGAGGAUGGGAGGUUGGUGUGUCGAGCCAAUGGGAACCCGAAGCCCACUGUCCAGUGGAUGGUGAACGGGGAACCUUUGCAAUCGGCACCUCCCAACCCGAACCGCGAGGUGGCCGGGGACACUAUCAUCUUCCGGGACACGCAGAUCAGCAGCAGGGCCGUGUACCAGUGCAACACCUCCAACGAGCACGGCUACCUGCUGGCCAACGCCUUCGUCAGCGUGCUGGACGUGCCGCCUCGCAUGAUGUCACCCCGCAACCAGCUCAUCCGGGUGAUCCUGUACAACCGCACGCGGCUGGACUGCCCCUUCUUUGGCUCCCCCAUCCCCACACUCCGCUGGUUUAAGAAUGGGCAAGGGAGCAACCUGGAUGGUGGCAACUACCACGUCUUCGAGAACGGCAGCCUGGAGAUCCAGAUGAUCCGCAAAGAGGACCAGGGCAUCUACACCUGUGUGGCCACCAACAUCCUGGGCAAAGCCGAGAACCAGGUCCGCCUGGAGGUCAAAGACCCCACCAGGAUCUUCCGGAUGCCCGAGGACCAGGUGGUCAAAAGGGGCACCACCGUGCAGCUGGAGUGCCGGGUCAAGCACGACCCCUCCCUGAAGCUCACGGUCUCCUGGCUGAAGGACGACCAGCCGCUCUACAUCGGGAACAGAAUGAAGAAGGAGGACGACUCCCUGACCAUCUUCGGUGUGGCCGAGCGGGACCAGGGCAGCUACACGUGCGUCGCCAGCACGGAGCUGGACCAGGACCGGGCCAAGGCCUACCUCACCGUGCUAGGACGGCCGGACAAACCCCGGGACCUGGAGCUCACCGACCUGGCCGAGAGGAGCGUGAGGCUGACCUGGAUCCCAGGGGACGAUAACAACAGCCCCAUCACAGACUAUGUGGUCCAGUUCGAAGAGGACCAGUUCCAGCCGGGGGUCUGGCACGACCAUUCCAAGUUCCCAGGCAGCGUCAACUCGGCCGUCCUGCAGCUGUCCCCGUACGUCAACUACCAGUUCCGGGUCAUUGCUGUCAACGAGGUCGGCAGCAGCCACCCCAGCCUCCCGUCCGAGCGCUACAGAACCAGCGGGGCCCCCCCUGAGUCCAAUCCCAGCGAUGUGAAAGGAGAGGGGACCAGAAAGAACAACAUGGAGAUCACAUGGACGCCCAUGAAUGCCACCUCCGCCUUUGGCCCCAACCUACGCUACAUCGUCAAGUGGCGGCGGAGAGAGGCUCGAGAGACCUGGAACAACGCCACCGUGUGGGGCUCCCGCUACGUGGUCGGGCAGACCCCUGUCUACGUGCCCUAUGAGAUCCGAGUGCAGGCCGAGAAUGACUUUGGGAAGGGCCCUGAGCCAGACACGGUCAUCGGUUACUCCGGAGAAGAUUAUCCCAGGGCUGCACCCACUGACGUUAAAAUCCGAGUCCUGAACAGCACAGCCAUCAGCCUUCAGUGGAACCGCGUCUACUCCGACACGGUGCAGGGCCAGCUCAGGGAGUACCGAGCCUACUACUGGCGGGAGAGCAGCUUACUGAAGAGCCUGUGGGUGUCUCAGAAGAGACAGCAAGCCGGCUUCCCAGGUGACCGCCUCCGGGGCGUGGUGUCCCGCCUCUUUCCCUACAGCAACUACAAGCUGGAGAUGGUUGUGGUCAAUGGGAGAGGCGAUGGGCCUCGCAGUGAAACCAAGGAGUUCACCACCCCGGAAGGAGUACCCAGCGCCCCCAGGCGCUUCCGCGUCCGGCAGCCCAACCCGCAGACAAUCAACCUGGAGUGGGACCACCCGGAGCACCCCAACGGCAUCCUGACCGGAUAUUCUCUCCGAUACGUGCCCUUUAAUGGAACCAAACUAGGGAAGCAGAUGGUGGAGAACUUCUCUCCCAACCAGACCAAGUUCACGGUGCAGAGAGCAGACCCCGUGUCUCGCUACCGCUUCACCCUGAGCGCCAGGACGCAGGUGGGCUCUGGGGAGGCCGUCACAGAGGAGUCGCCAGCUUCCCCGAAUGAAGCUACUCCAACCGCAGCUUACACCAACAACCGGGCCGACAUCUCCACCCAGGGCUGGUUCAUCGGGCUCAUGUGCGCCAUAGCCCUCCUGGUACUGAUCCUACUCAUUGUCUGUUUCAUCAAGAGGAGCCGCGGUGGCAAGUACCCAGUGCGAGAAAAGAAGGAUGUUCCCCUGGGCCCCGAAGACCCCAAAGAAGAAGAUGGCUCAUUCGACUACAGUGACGAGGACAACAAGCCCCUGCAGGGGAGCCAGACGUCGCUGGACGGCACCAUCAAGCAGCAGGAGAGUGACGACAGCCUGGUGGACUAUGGCGAGGGCGGUGAGGGCCAGUUCAAUGAGGAUGGCUCCUUCAUCGGCCAGUACACGGUCAAAAAGGACAAGGAGGAGACCGAAGGCAACGAGAGUUCGGAGGCCACGUCGCCCGUCAACGCCAUCUACUCUCUGGCCUAG